Bactrocera tryoni is the source of this 2130-nucleotide messenger RNA. RefSeq names its product ribosomal L1 domain-containing protein CG13096. Lineage: Eukaryota; Metazoa; Arthropoda; Insecta; Diptera; Tephritidae. The transcript has 3 exons. The coding region runs from base 89 to 2017 and encodes 642 amino acids. The record is from RefSeq and is a predicted model, not a curated record.
UAUAUAUACUAUUUAAGACGCACGUGUUUACUUCUAGCAUUAUUUUGUAUUUCGAAGCUGAAUAUAACGUGAAAAAUAAUUAAGAAAGAUGGUGAAGUUGCAAAAAUCUUUAACAAAACCUUUAGAUAUAAUCGAGAAAAAGAAAACAAAGUUGCCUGCACCACCACUUGCAGGCAUCUCAAAGGCACACAAAAAAGAAAAAGCAGUUACUGUACUGGAGAAGUCGCCGAAAUCCAAAAAAGAAAAGUUAGCAAAAUCAAUUAUUAAAGAUGUCGAAGUUGUGGCGCCUUUGAAAAAAGAAAAGAAAGAUAAAUUAAAUAAAGUUGAUAAGAAGAUUCCGAGCGAACCAAACAAGAAAAAAUCCAAGACGUCUGAAAAGAAGGUGGAACAGGCUCCAAAACGUCCUUUGGUACUAGCACCGGCAGAAUCUCCUAAAGCUCCCAAAUUAGUUACGGCUAAGUUGGAAAAGAAGUCGAAGGAUAAAAAGUCCAAAGUUCAAAAGAAAAAGGAUAAAAAAGUCAACCCAACUAACGUUGAACCAGCAACCCCUUUAACAAAUUUGCAAAAGAAAAAAGCUGCCAAACGAGCCUACAAAAAAGAGCAAAUUAAGAAGAGGCGCGAAAAUAAAUCGGCAAAAACCAAAAAAGCUCCAACAAAACGUCUAUUUAAAGCACCACCAUUUGAUGAGGAAAAAUUCAAUGCAAUUGUAUGUGACGAUAAUGUGAAGAAAAUAGCAAAGGGUCUGAAAAAGCAGGUAGAAAAGGAAGUAUCUGAAAAGAAAACAGCCAUUUUUAGUGAUUUUCAAUACUUCCUAAAUGUCUCGUGCUUCAAAAUACCUAAUGUUCCAAAACGUAUUGUAAAGCUCAAUUUAAAACAUUCGUUGGUUGAUAAAGAUGAUGAUGUUGCUAUCAUUGUGUCCGAUUUACAACGUGGAUCUAAAGUUGAUUACGAACCAACAAUUCAACAUUAUGAAGAUAUCUUCCGCGAAGCCGGUAUUGAAGGACUGACAAUCAUACCAUUUAAUAAACUUAGGAAUGAAUGCAAUACUUUUGAAACUGUGCGGAAAUUUGGAAAUACCUAUGAUUAUUUUCUAUGCGAUGGGCGCUUAGUAGGACACGUAUCUGGUUUUUGCGGAAAGGUCUUCCAAAAACCGCGUACAACAUUCCAUUCGGUACGUAUGGAUAAUCAAAAGAAUUUAAAACGAGAAAUUGAGAAAUCGUUAUGUCGUACUGCUUACAAACAACUGGACAAGGGUGAUCUCAUAUCAAUACCGAUCGGUACUCACAAGUUCACAGAAGAUCAGUUGGUUGAGAAUAUUAUGCAUGUAAUGGAGCAGUUGAAGGGUUCUUACCCCGGCGGCUUGGCCAAUAUCCGUGGCAUAUAUCUUAAAAUAAGUAUCGCUGGUACGUCAUCAUUGCCAUUAUUCCUCAGUGUUGCAGAGCCACCUGCGGAGAUCCCUUAUGUUGUCGGACCACGUGAGCAGCGUACGCUGAAAUUGAAACGCGAAGCUAACGAGGUUUUGUCUAAUUUCAAUAUGACAAAAGAAGGAAACUUGUUGAAGCUAUCAAAAACUGAUGUGGAACGCAAACGUAAAUUGAAAGAAAUGCGAGCAGUAGUAAACGCUGAAGCCAAUACCACUGAAGAAAAUAAGCAUGAUAAGGCCAAUGGUAAACAAGCUGUUGUGCCAGCAAAGAAGGCUAAAACUGAGAAAAGUGUUAUAGCUUCCGAUAAAAGUGAUAAAAGUAAGUCUAAAGAUGAAGAGCCUAAGGUAGAAGAGCAAGGCGACGACGAUGAAGAUGAUGGUGAAGCAGAGCAAGAAGAUGAGGAUGAGAACGACAGUGGCGAAGAUGAGGAUGUGGAGGAAGAUGAUAGUGGGGAAGAGGAAGAUGGCGAUGAUGAUGAUGAGGACGACGAUGACGGUGAUGAUGAUGAAGAGGAUGCUGAAGACGACGAUGAGGACGGCGCGGGGGAUGAUGAUAAGGAUGAGGAUGAAAGUGAAGAAGAAGAUGAUGAAUAAUUACAAUAGUAAUUUUGCCAUAAGUCUGGUUUUUUUAUUAUAAAUCUUUUAUUAUAUAUGAAACACAUUGAAUCAUUGGAAUAUAAGAAUAAAAUAUCUUGAAUUACUUGCGA